Owenia fusiformis is the source of this 1446-nucleotide messenger RNA. Lineage: Eukaryota; Metazoa; Annelida; Polychaeta; Sabellida; Oweniidae. The record is from the annotation of a GenBank genome assembly.
AUGAAAGUUAUUGAUGGUUCUUCACCUGCAGAAAAAAGAUAUCGUAUCUUAGAAGAUGAUGUGGUAAGCCUUAGUGAAGUUGUUAACCUAGAAGGGCUUUUGAGAAAGAAAUUACGAACAGGAUCCAGCGUGAAGGUGGAAGGGGAUGAACAGGAGGUGGUAUCAGCAAGUGAUGAUGAUGCUAGAUCUGAAUCAGGCCCAGCUGAAGAUCCACCCGAGAAAGAAAAAGAAAUGAUGGCAUUGUACGAUAAGGAAAAACAAUUUGCUGGGGACGAGUAUUUAUCACCAUUAAAUCAAACACUGCAGGGAAGCCACGAGGCUGCUGGCGCAACAACAAGCGUGUACGAUGUUAGACCAGGCGGAAGUACAACUUAUACAGAAAAGUAUGAAAAAAAGCUGACUGAUCCAUGGACAGAAACUAAACACUCGGAUGAAUAUCUCGCUGCUCAGCCUGACACAAGUGAUGAAGAGGAUGACAUAGCUGCCGUAGAACUAGAGGGUGAUGAACUCAACUGUCCUAUUUGUAUGAAGCGGCUAAAGGAGCCCAAGUUGACACCUUGCGGCCAUACCAUGUGUUGCCGAUGUCUAGAUAAUUGGGCUAUUGAAAAAGGCAGAGAAAAGUGUCCUUGUCCUGUAUGUAAACAACAAAUCAAUAUGCCGGGAGGGGGAGCGAGAGAAUUAAAAGGGAAUUAUGCAUUAUCUGGAGUUUUAGAAAGUAUAAAACAUAAAUCGAAGAAAACUCCUGGAAAAGUGAAGAAAACUCGAAAACCCGUUAAUACUUGCACAGACCAUCCUGAUGAACCUCUGAAGUUCUAUUGUAUACGCUGUCGUGAGGUCGUUUGCAGAGACUGCAUUGUUACCACUCACGAGGGACAUAAGCCUGUUGGACUUAAACAAGGUCUUGUCCAAACAUCAGAACAAAGAGAGUUAACAUUACAAAGAAUAAUUACAAACAAUAAUAGAUUUCAAGAGCAUCUUGAUAAUAAAGCAGCAAUAGUGAAGGAAAAAGUUCAAUCUGCAAAACAAGUUCAAACCAACGCAGUCAAUACGCAAUACGAACAUGAAUUAAAAGAAGUAACGUCUACAGAUGAUAUCAAAACAACUAAAUACAAUCAAAUAGAAAGUAUUACAAAACAGCACGAUGAGAACAUAGUCGCAGUCGACAAUAUACAGGAGGGCAAUAUUAGAAAGAUCAAAGCGCAUAAUGAUCAACUUCAGUCAGAAAUAACCCUAACACAAGGUAUACUCCAACAACUCAACUCUAAUCAACAGUUUGAAAACCCAGACGACAGUAUACGAUUUUUACAAGAACUGGCCGAGAAAGUACAAGAAUGGAAGAAAACACCAAUAGCUGACAUUAGACAAGAACUAGCCAUUCCACAGUAUGUUGAUGGUGAUUCUACAGUGGCAGGUCUACAGCUCGGUUACAUAUUAUCCACGAGGAAU